Diabrotica virgifera virgifera (western corn rootworm) is the source of this 2188-nucleotide messenger RNA. RefSeq lists its product as uncharacterized. The transcript has 2 exons. Gene Ontology annotation, cellular component: extracellular region. Lineage: Eukaryota; Metazoa; Arthropoda; Insecta; Coleoptera; Chrysomelidae. Gene Ontology annotation, molecular function: chitin binding. The record is from RefSeq and is a predicted model, not a curated record. The coding region runs from base 93 to 596 and encodes 167 amino acids.
AAAAUUUUUAACUAUAAAAGUAUAAAAGUAGCGUAGGUAUAAAAGAAGCGACUAUUUCAGUAAGAAUGAAGUUUUAAAAUAAGAUUUUCGUAAUGAACAAGAAAUUAGUAUUGUUAUUAAAUGUUUUGUUCUCAUUUGUUCUAAAAGCUUCUUUGGCGCAAUGUAGCAACGAAGAUAAACCUGCUCCUUAUCCAACAGAUUGUACAAAAUUUUAUUUAUGCCCUGGAAACUUUGAAAUGUCCUGCGGACCUGGAACACAUUUCAAUUCGAAAAUACUUGCUUGUGAUUGGCCUAACCGAGCUGGUUGUAAAAGUGGAGGACCUGCAAAAUAUCAAAGUCCGCCAGGGAAGCCUUCUGGUCUCCCAGGUAUUCCUCCAGACCCACCUCUAAGUCCACCAGAAAAACCUCCAGUACUUCCUCCAGGUCCACCUGAUAAGCCUACAAUCCCACAUGGAAAACCUACAGGUCUAUCUGGAAAACCUCCUGGUACAGCGUUUACUCCUCCAGGGUCACCUCCAGGUUCAUCAAGAAAACCUCCAAUACCUCCUCCUACGUCAUCGAAAAAAAUUAAAUUAAUUAAAAUUAAGGAAGUUUAAUAAUUUAAAAAUGUCUUAAAGCUUAUAAAAAUUGGUUUUAACAGUAGAAGUCGCAUAAAUAACGACUUUUUGUUUACCUAAUCCAAAUUUGGUUGUUGUUUUAAUUGUUUGUUUUGAUAAUAAAACUAAAGUUGAUCAAUGAAAAGGCUGGAAAACUGUAAGUAUUUUAAGGAAUACGAUUAUACUGUAAGGUGAUUUUAUUUAAGGUUAAUUUAUAUACCUACCUACGUUUGAUACGUUUUUUAUUUUUGAAUGAUGAUUUUUAGUCGAGGAUUUUUUAAAUGAGGAUGGGAGUCGUAUGCUAGCUCAUUUGAAAGGGUAUUCAGUUCUCUAUUCAGUAAUAUAAACACUAACAUAAUUAUUUAUAUAGGGUGUCCAAAAAAAUUUUUUGAUUAAAAUAAUUUACACAAAAAGAAGAAUGUAAGUAAUUUAUUUAAUUGAAAAUGCAUUUUAUUGCUGUCAGCAAACAGGGAAAAAUGCUUAUUUCACAAAUAAACAUUGCUUUUCGCUUAAAUUCAAUGUUCAAACUGCUAAGAGACAGGUGGGAAGCAGCUUUAACAUUGAAUUUAAGUGAAAAAUAAUAUUUAUUUGUAAAAUAAACUUUUCUUUCUGUUUUCCGACAGCACUAAAAUGUAUUUUGAACUAAAUGAAAUACAUAGGUACAUUCUUCUUUUUGUCUCAUUUACUUAAAUACGAAAAAAAAAUUUUUUUGGAUCCCCUGUAUAAAUAAUGUUAAAGUUUAUAUAUACUACUGAAUAGAUAAUUAAAUAACCUUUCAAAUGAUCUAUCACAAGGCCACUACUCUCAUUUAAAAAAAAAUCAUCGAUUACGUUAUCACGUCCAGAUGGAUGGAGCCAUUAGUAUGAUAUUUAUGCUAAAAAAUCAUAAUUUAAAAAUAAAAAAUCGACCUAUUUUCCAACCUAAACGUCCUCACAGUAUAAUAAUAAUUAUUAUUAUCUUCCUUAAAAUGAAAUCAAGUCGUGUCAGGAUAAACAUGUUUUAAUUUUAAUACUUACAGUUUUCCAGCCUUUUCAUUAAUCAACUUUAGUUUUAUUGACAAAAUAAAAGGGGAUGGGUACGAAAUUUCGGCUUCAAUGCUAUUUAAAUGGGAUUCAUUUUUUUCGAAUCCUGAGAAAACUAAUAAGUAUUUUUGAAAAAUUUAAACGCAGAAUGGAAUGUUACGUUAUUACCGAGAGCGUAAAGUUCCUGAAAACUUCUAUAAUGUAUAUUUUAAUAAGCUACAGGAGUGAAAAACUACGAGAAAAUUUAGUGUGAUUUUUAAUUUCAAAUAUCUCAUUCAAAAGAAACUUUUUAUUCAUUCUUAGGGACUUUCGGCCCUCGAUAAUAAAGUAAUCUUUCAUUCUGCGUUUAAUUUUUAAAAAAAUACUUAUUAGUUUUCUCAAGAUUCGAAAAAAAUAAUUACAUUUAAGAUACAUUGAAAAUUUUGACAGGCGUCAAAAUUUUGGAUUUUGUGCCUUUCCCCUCAAAACCACGUAACCACAUUUGGACUAGGUAAAAAAAGUCGUUCUUUAUGCGACUUUUAAUGUUGAUCCCAAUUUUAGAAUAUUUCAAAUAUAAAAAUGUUUUAUUAA